Messenger RNA from Cololabis saira (Pacific saury), 2792 nucleotides. RefSeq names its product solute carrier family 2, facilitated glucose transporter member 5-like. Gene Ontology annotation, molecular function: hexose transmembrane transporter activity. The transcript is spliced from 12 exons. Bases 60 to 1598 code for a protein of 512 amino acids. Gene Ontology annotation, cellular component: membrane. Lineage: Eukaryota; Metazoa; Chordata; Actinopteri; Beloniformes; Belonidae. Gene Ontology annotation, biological process: monosaccharide transmembrane transport. The record is from RefSeq and is a predicted model, not a curated record.
CAACACACACACACACACACACAUGCCAGCUGAGAGUGACAGUGACUCUAAACACAGCCAUGGACAGAAAUGGGAAGCUGGGGAAUCCUGCAGAGAGGAAAGGGCGAUUAACUGCAGUCCUGGGACUGGCUACGCUCAUAUCUGGUUUUGGUUCGUCCUUCCAGUACGGUUAUAAUGUGGCUGUGGUCAACUCUCCAGCGCCGUUCAUGCAGCAGUUUUAUAACACCACCUACAUGGAGCGUUACAACACACCAAUAGAGGAAAACCUCCUGACUCUGCUGUGGUCUCUUUCUGUGUCCAUGUACCCUCUUGGAGGCUUCUUCGGCUCUCUGAUGGUGGCUUCUCUGGUUAACAAGCUGGGGAGGAAGGGCACCCUGCUCUUCAACAACAUUUUCUCCAUCGUCCCUGCUGUCAUGAUGGGAGUCAGUGAGAUUGCCAAGACCUACGAGAUCAUCAUUGUAGCCAGGUUUAUAGUAGGCAUAUGUGCAGGUCUCUCAUCCAAUGUGGUGCCCAUGUAUCUGGGUGAACUCGCUCCAAAAAACCUGAGGGGAGCUAUUGGCAUCGUGCCACAGCUUUUCAUCACAGUCGGCAUCCUCGCUGCUCAGGUGUUGGGCAUCAGACACAUACUGGGCAACAGCACAGGCUGGCCCAUCAUGCUCGGCCUAACCGCCAUUCCAGCCGUGUUGGAGCUCCUGCUGCUGCCCUUCUUCCCAGAGAGCCCCAGAUACAUGCUCAUUCAGAGGGGAGAUGAGAAGAACGCCAAGAAAGCACUGCAGCGUCUUCGAGGCUGGGAAGAUGUGGACGAAGAGUUGACAGAGAUGCGUGUGGAGGACCAGUCGGAGCGGGCCGAGGGCCACCUGACGGUGCUCUCCCUGCUGUCCCAGCGCUCUCUUCGCUGGCAGCUGAUCUCCAUCAUUAUCUUGAACAUGGGUCAGCAACUGUCCGGGGUCAACGCGAUCUACUACUAUGCAGACAGCAUUUAUGGGGGUGCAGGGGUCAAUCCAAAUGACAUCCAGUACGUCACGGUGGGAACAGGCGCAGUGAAUGUGCUCAUGACCGUAGCUGCUGUGUUCAUCGUUGAGUCCUCGGGCCGACGGCUGCUCCUCCUUUUAGGUUUUGGGAUCUGCUGUGGUGCAUGUGUGCUGCUCACUGUGGCCCUCAACUUUCAGGACACGGUGACGUGGAUGCCGUACAUCAGCAUCGCAUGUGUCAUCUUCUACGUCAUAGGACACGCCAUAGGACCCAGUCCCAUUCCCAACGUGGUGACCACGGAGAUGUUCAGGCAGACGGCCAGGCCUGCAGCCUUCAUGGUCGGAGGCUCCGUCCACUGGCUCUCCAACUUCACCGUUGGCCUCGUUUUCCCCUUCAUGGAGGAAGGCCUCGGCCCCUACAGCUUUAUCAUUUUUGCCGUCAUCUGUCUGGUCACACUGAUCUACGAAUGGAUGGUGGUCCCGGAGACCAAGAAUAAGACCUUCCUGGAGGUCUCCCAGAUGUUUGCCAAGAAGAACAAAACAGAGAUCAAACUGAGCACUGGCGAUCUGCCGCUGAAAGACGGCAAAGAAAGCCUGGCGGAUGCAGAACGGGUCACGGCCUUCUGAGGAAAAAUGAAAGCAUUGAGAGGAGAGGAAGUCUGAACUGCAGGGAGGGGCCAGCAGGAGUGUUGAGCAAUUAAAUUCAGUGGUUGAAUGUUCUAAUCCUUAAUAGCAAUUUCUAACACAUUGUAUGUCAUUUAUUUGUGGCAGUUUAUAUUUUAAGUUUUUAAAAACACUCUGAGGGGAUGUCAUGUCAUUUCAUUUAGCUGUAAAUGUGUGCUUGACCCAUUAAACAGACCAACAAAUCUCUUAAAAAGCCUUUAUUAAAGAUGUACAGAUAUGAAUACAUAGAGGAAGCUGUGACAUACAUUUUAAAUAUAGACCUACAUGUGCCGACAGGUUUUUUAUCCUUCAUUACGCAUACCAUAAGCAUUUGGAAACCCCACCAUCAGCAGUAAUAUUUGUGUUUAUUGCAGCAUUUCUAAGACAAGCAGCGGAGGCCUUUCAGGUGCAUCGGUACUGGUUGUCCAGCUGUACCCCUCCAUACAGACUGAGUUUGGUGCUUCCCCAACUGAGCACAUUUCCCACCACCGUGCUGUUACUCUCACAUGACAUCUGGUACCUGAUAUCUGCUGUGGUUAGCACAUAGUCCCAAACGUUGACGUCGGUCAUCUUACCCACGAAGGCGUCCAAGUUGGAGAUUCCCAGCAAUCCAUCCUGGUCUUUUCCCAGAAUGAACACCCCGCCGGGGCUGACCGUGUAACCGGUUUUCAGGUACCGCUGCUCCCCCACCAUGCCGUUGAUCCAGAGCUCCACCCCACCGGUGUGGGACGACCAGGUGACGCAGUAAUUCGCCCAGUCGUGGGGCCUGAAAUUAUGCGGCAGGUUGACAAACUCGUUGCCGAUCCAGAGGCCCACCUCUCUUCCAUCUCUGUCUUCGCCGAUGGUGAUCAUGAGCUCGUUGUCGUUGCCGUUGCUGGAGUAGGAGAUGGCAGUGUGGACACCUUCAACCUGAGGCAGGACAUGCAUGCAGACAGUGAAGGAAUCCAGAUCCAUGGGAUGGCUGAUGCGGGCCAAGGCAUAGCUGCCAGAAUUUCUCUCCUGGAAGUUGAGUACCAGAGGAAACAGAUCGUUUUGGUCUGGGGACAGAAGAACUACAGUCAGUUUGCAGAGCAAUAAACACGUCUUCACGGUUUAAUCUCAAAAUUACUCACCGUAUCUGUAAGGCCGUGAGCCACGAGGUCCUCCUAAAGAGAAUAA